GUAGAGCCUCAUCCCGCUUUCUCCGCUAAUCGACCCACCUCACCACCAACCACCAGUUUACCAUCGCUUUUCUCUCGUUAUUUCCACUCUUUUUAAGGUGUCCUAGCCUUCAUUUUUCCGCUCCUUACCAGAAAGCGCCACUCCAAAGAAGGCUCGUUGAGGGAGUAUCCUAAACCAUGUCUGGAUACCCGUAUUCCUCCAGUGAGCAGCCCAACUAUGCGUACAAUGCAUCCGCUUCCAGCUACUCCAGCACGGCGGUACCGCAAUACACUCAAGCCCAGAUCGAUCAAUACUACCAACAGUACCAGCAAUAUCCACCUCAACCAUAUCAGGUUAUUCAGUAUGACUACGGGUAUAGCAGGCCAGCAGCCACAGGCUACCAACAGCCUCACGUAGCUGUUCAAGGCACUUACGGACAAGGUGCGAACACUACCUCUGGCUACUAUGCCUCUCCGGUCAACCAAGGAGGAACUGGAAGUGGUUCUACAGAUACAUCUAGGAGCAAUAGCCGUGGAAGGACAUGGACAUGCGAUCUUCCCAAUUGCACAUCGACAGCCAACUUCACACGCCUCGCAGACCUCCAACGCCACCAAUCCACCGUGCAUGGCAUGGGCCUCCCCGAAUUCCCCUGCACGGUGGCUCGAUGCACUCGUGUUGGCGAUAAAGGAUUCACUCGGCGAGACCACUUGGUAGAGCAUCUACGCAACUUCCAUCACCUUGAUAUCCCGAAACGAAAAGCUGGCGAGCGAAGUGCAAACCCAUCAGGCGCACCUUAUUAUCCGUCUUAGAUGUUGGGCAGACCCUCGCAACACUGCAAAGACGGACAGAAUAUCAACCUACACUGCCAAAUAUGGAUAUAUCGUGACGCGCCCUGCUGGUCCGCAGUAAGGCAUAUUUGAGUGGGGCCGGGCGU
Messenger RNA from Lindgomyces ingoldianus, 913 nucleotides. RefSeq lists its product as uncharacterized. Lineage: Eukaryota; Fungi; Ascomycota; Dothideomycetes; Pleosporales; Lindgomycetaceae. The coding region runs from base 177 to 788 and encodes 203 amino acids. The record is from RefSeq and is a predicted model, not a curated record. The transcript is spliced from 4 exons.